This is a messenger RNA of Balaenoptera musculus (blue whale), 1239 nucleotides long. It is a transcript of the gene CLEC12B, whose product is annotated as C-type lectin domain family 12 member B. The transcript has 6 exons. Bases 257 to 1087 code for a protein of 276 amino acids. The record is from RefSeq and is a predicted model, not a curated record. Gene Ontology annotation, molecular function: signaling receptor regulator activity; protein phosphatase binding. Lineage: Eukaryota; Metazoa; Chordata; Mammalia; Artiodactyla; Balaenopteridae. Gene Ontology annotation, cellular component: external side of plasma membrane. Gene Ontology annotation, biological process: negative regulation of signaling receptor activity; natural killer cell inhibitory signaling pathway.
UUCUUUGCUUCACAGCAAGAAACAAUGCCGAAGGAGCAAACAGUUGAGAUCUAUAGUAUUCUGAUUUCUAAGGGCAAUAGUUUACUUUCUCUGCAGAAAAACUGAUCUUCAUUCUGUCUUUACAGAGGGAACGUGGGAUGUGUCUCGGGUCGGUUGGGUGUGGAUAUAAGAACUCCCAGCCUUGAAAAGAACAUCCUGUUCCUGGUCUGAAGAUAUUGAAACAUUAAUUACCCUUAGAGUAGAGCUUUCUUCUACAAUGUCUGAAGAAGUGACCUACGCGACACUCACAUUUCAGGAUUCUGUUGCAGCAAGAAAUAAUCGGGAUAGAAAUAACCUAAGGAAAAGAGGGUAUCCAGCUCCAUCCCCCAUAUGGCAUCAGGCUGCCCUGGGUCUGCUCACUCUUUGUCUGAUGCUGCUGAUUGGGCUGGUGACCUUGGGGAUUAUGUUUUUGCAGACAUCUAAUGAAAUUAACUCAGAUUCAGAGAAACUGAGUCAACUUCAGAAAAUCAUCCACCAACAGCAGGAUAACUUAUCCCAGCAGCUGCGCAACUACAGGAACUUUCCCAUGGAGAAGGAAUUUCUCAAGUCACAGAUCUCCAGUCUAUUGAAGAGGCAGAGACAGAUGGCCAUCAAACUCUGCCAAGAGCUAAUCAUUCACGCUUCAGACCACAAAUGUAAUCCUUGUCCUAAGACCUGGCAAUGGUACCAAAACAGCUGCUAUUAUUUUGCGACAAAUGAGGAGAAAACCUGGCCUAACAGUAGAAAAAGCUGCAAGGAUAAGAACUCCACGCUGGUGAAGAUAGAUAGCCUGGAGGAAAAGGAUUUUCUGAAGUCACAGCCAUUACCCAAGUUUCCUUUCUUCUGGUUGGGAUUAUCAUGGGACCCAUCUGGCAGAAGAUGGCUAUGGGAGGAUGGUUCUAGCCCCUCUCCAUCCUUAUUUAGUACUAACGAAUAUGCCCAGGUCAAUGGAUCCAAAGGCUGUGCUUAUUUUCAAAGAGGGAAUAUUUAUAUUUCCCGCUGCAGUGCUGAAAUUUCUUGGAUUUGUGAGAAGACAGCUGCAUUAGUGAAGAUUGAAGAUUUGGAUUAAUAUGCUUCCUUCAAAUUCACCAGGAAGUAACGGACUUGUGAAUAAGCUGAUGUGAGGAAGGAAAGAGCUACACUAUUCGAGCCCAAAACAGAUUAAAUAGUGACUGUGUACUUAAACCAUCAGGCAACAGGUGAAUAAAUCUGCUUCACAGA